AUGGUAACGAAUCGAAGAUGUGGAAUGCAUUCCGCAUGAAGACACAAUCCAGACUCCAAAUUAAAUAACCUAAAUCUGUUGGUGAUUAUGAUGAAGAUGAUGAUCACACCAGAAACCCUAAAUUGUAUUAAUUAUACAGAGUGGUUAGAGCAGUUGAAGAAAGAAUGUCUUCCCUCUUGCAAAUAAAUUAAGGUUUCUGGUCUUCCAGGCUUCUUUCUUAUUUACUAUAUAUCCAAUCAUCAGCAACUUCACUUGUUCACCAGACCUUCUUCUUCUACAAUGAAGCAGCCAUCCAAGUCGAAGCCAUGGAGGCCACUCACUGCAAACUGCUGCUCCACUGAGAAACAAACCAAGCUCGGCAACUUCAGUCGAUGCAAGCCGACUUCACGGUCGGAUUUGUCCAAGGAUGUCGCUUCGAUGCCGUCGUUCCGGAGGCUGUCGUUCUCUGAUCUGAGCCAGUCGUCGUCGAUGAGAAUCAACGAGGAUCUGGCGCUGUCGUUCGGGUCGGAUCUGCUCGAUUUUCAGCUGAGCGAGCUGCGAGCCAUAACGCAGAAUUUCUCGAGCAAUUUCUUGUUGGGAGAAGGAGGGUUCGGGACUGUGCACAAGGGCUACAUCGAUGAUCAUUUCCGGCAGGGCUUGAAGGCUCAGCCCGUCGCCGUCAAACUUCUCGACAUCGAAGGCUUGCAAGGACAUCGUGAAUGGCUUGCAGAAGUAGUAUUUCUUGGUCAGCUAAGGCACCCAAACUUAGUGAAGUUGAUAGGAUAUUGUUGUGAGGAAGAAGAACGGCUCCUUGUCUACGAGUUCAUGCCAAGAGGAAGCUUAGAGAAUCACUUGUUCAGAAGGAUAUCAUCACUGCCUUGGGCAACUAGAUUGAAAAUUGCAAUCGGUGCCGCUAAAGGCCUUUCCUUCUUGCAUGGGGCAGAGAAUCCAGUUAUUUACAGGGACUUCAAAACUUCCAAUGUCUUGCUUGAUUCUGACUUCACAGCAAAGUUGUCAGAUUUUGGAUUAGCAAAAAUGGGGCCAGAGGGAUCUAAAUCUCACGUCACAACCAGAGUCAUGGGUACUUAUGGAUAUGCAGCCCCUGAAUACAUCUCUACCGGUCACUUAACCACAAAAAGCGAUGUCUAUAGCUUUGGGGUGGUGCUGCUAGAACUACUCACAGGAAGGAGAGCAAUGGAGAAGACAAGACCAAAGACUGAGCAGAGCCUUGUGGAUUGGUCAAGACCCUAUCUGAGUAGUUCUAGGAAGUUGAGGUAUAUUAUGGAUCCAAGGCUUGCAGGGCAGUACUCUGUGAAGGGCGCAAAGGAGAUGGCUCGUUUGGCACUUCAAUCCAUAAGUCUGAAUCCAGACAGGCCAAGGAUGCCAACCAUAGUUGAAAUUCUUGAAAACUUGCAGCAGUUCAAGGACAUGGCUAUUACGUGUGGACACUGGCCUGCUUCAGCAAAAUCUAGAAAUGGAGCUUCUGAUAAGAUCAAAAUUGAUAUCAGAGUUGGUGCAAACCACAGGAAGCCCUCUCCUGUAGUUGCAAGCAAAAAAACUUGAAUCUGCCAAUUCAUUAAAAAAAGGAGAGAGAUCUAGUUGAAGUGUGAGUACAACUUGUGGUAUGGUCAGCUAUACAUGUAUAAAACAGUAUAUGCAGUGUGUGUAUAUAUCUAUCUAUAUGCUAUAGAGUGUACUAUAAAAUCUUGCUUCAGAGCUGAGAGCUCUGUUAAAUCAUGAUCAAAUGAAAGUAUUCUACUCAACGUUUAAGUA
Molecule: messenger RNA, 1752 nt
Organism: Neltuma alba
Lineage: Eukaryota; Viridiplantae; Streptophyta; Magnoliopsida; Fabales; Fabaceae
Product: probable serine/threonine-protein kinase PBL15
Biological process (GO): protein phosphorylation
Molecular function (GO): protein kinase activity; ATP binding
Source: RefSeq, a predicted model, not a curated record